This is a messenger RNA of Gongylonema pulchrum, 795 nucleotides long. The record is from the annotation of a GenBank genome assembly. Lineage: Eukaryota; Metazoa; Nematoda; Chromadorea; Rhabditida; Gongylonematidae.
AUGGGAACACGGAAUGUAUGGUAACUGCUAUACGUUUCUAGUGACCGGCCUACAAUACAGUGGCUUUGUUGGACCGCUUUACGGGCUAUCGCUAACACUGUAUGUUGCCGAUCGAGAGUAUCUAGCCAGGCAUUCUCAAGGUUCCGGUUUCAAAGUCGAAGUGCAUCCUGUUGAAUAUAUUCCCUUUCCGGAAGACAAGGGCUUUACGAUAUCGCCUGGCGUUAUGACGUCCGUAGGAAUAAAACAAAUGCGAAUAUCACGAAUGCCACUGCCAUACGAUGGAACGGAAUAUCACAAUGCAUUGCGAGCCGCUGGAUACAGUGGCCCUGUGAACUAUACGGCUCAAGCGUGCAUGAAAUCGUGCUACCAGAGACGCCUGGUAGAAGACUGCAACUGUGUCGAUCCAAGUUUUGUCACACGAGAUGAUAUUCACACGUUCUAUGCCAUCAAUAACAGUCAACCAUCGGCUUGUGAUAUGACACUCACAAGAUCGUUCGAAUGCGUCAGAAAGUCUCUGACGAAUUCCACAAACAGUGGCUUCUGCGAGAAACAGUGCCCGCAAUCAUGCCACGAACAAGGCUAUGUAUCACGCGAGCUGAAUUACGAGUCAGUUGUUGAAUCACCAUCGCAGGAUGUCUGGGAUUUGCUAUCCAAUAUUGGUGGCACUUUGGGCCUCUACAUCGGAAUGUCUUUUCUUACUCUUGGUGAAUUCGCCGAGCUAUUUGUGAAAUGUCUCGCACUUCCAGCACAAAAAGGGCUGCAACAAUUGGGCGCAUCUGUGGAUCGCCUGUAACA